GACUCACUAUGAAGGCAGCCUGUCAAAUCUGAAACUUCCUGAGGUUUGCUCGCUGUAAUGCAAGGAAGACAGCUCAAAGAUCGCGACAUUUACUUCAACUAUUUAACCAGUCGCACGGUUGUAACGACCUAAUCCAGUAAACCGAUAAGAGCAAGCGAUUGUGUGGGAGAGAGAGAGAGAGAGAGGGGGGUUUUGCCGGGGGUCUGCUGUUGUUUGACGACUCGUUUGGGUGUCUCGAGGAUGUGCUCGUGCUGACAGCAGCUCACGAUCUCUGUCCUUACUGCUCUUUAUAUCUCUAUAGAGGCACAGCAUGUAGAGUUCAGUAGGGUGGGAGGCCAGGGGUCUUUGACGGCUGUCGUAAACGGUUCAGGCUGCUGUAGGUCAUGAAGAUCCGCUGGUCAAGGAAGGUGGCUCUACUGGCCAAGGUCUGCUUCCUCUUCACUCUGCUGUGGCUCUUUUACCUUCUUGUAGUCGGAACCCCCAUCUCAUCUUUGAAUGAUAACAAAGGUGAACGUGACAUACUGGUCCGGGACCUUCCGUCCCUCACGGUGGAGGAUUACAACAGCCUGCUGCGACCCGUCAACGUGAAGCAAGCGCCAGAUCCCAACGCUCCCGGAGAAUACGGAAGAGCCGCUAGAUUGACCCUCACCACAGAGGAGAAGAAAGAGGAGGAGGCAAGCAUUGAACGCUACGCCAUCAACACCUUCAUCAGCGACAAGAUCUCACUCCAUCGCCACAUUCUAGACAACAGGAUGCAUGAAUGCAAAGAAAAGAAGUAUAAAAUUCACCAACUACCCACGACAUCUGUGGUCAUUGCAUUUUACAAUGAGGCCUGGUCCACAUUACUAAGAACCAUUCAUAGUGUGCUGGAGACCACGCCAGCCAUCCUGCUGAAAGAGAUCAUACUUGUGGAUGACUUCAGCGACAGAGGCUAUCUAAAGUCACAGCUCGCUCAGUAUAUCAGUAAUCUGGAGCGCGUUCGUCUCAUCCGCACAAAGAAGAGAGAAGGUCUGGUACGAGCGCGGCUCAUUGGUGCCACCUAUGCCACAGGACAUGUGCUCACCUUCCUUGACUGUCACUGUGAAUGUGUGCCGGGCUGGAUUGAGCCACUGCUGGAAAGAAUUGCAGAAAAUGAAACCACCAUCGUAUGUCCAGUGAUUGACACCAUUGACUGGAAUUCAUUCGAGUUCUACAUGCAGACGGAUGAGCCCAUGGUGGGAGGCUUUGACUGGAGACUGACGUUUCAGUGGCACGCUGUGCCCGAGAUCGAUCGCAAGCGGCGCAAGUCAAGAAUUGAUCCUAUCAGGUCUCCCACUAUGGCUGGUGGCCUGUUUGCCGUCAGCAAGGCCUACUUUGAGUAUCUGGGCACUUAUGACAUGGGCAUGGAGGUUUGGGGAGGAGAGAAUCUGGAACUUUCUUUUCGGGUGUGGCAGUGUGGCGGGUCUUUAGAAAUUCACCCGUGCUCCCAUGUUGGCCACGUCUUUCCCAAGAAUGCCCCUUAUGCCCGAUCCAACUUUCUUCAGAACACGGUGCGCGCUGCAGAGGUUUGGAUGGACUCCUACAAGAAGCACUUCUAUAACCGAAACCCCCAGGCACGCAAGGAAUCGUAUGGGGAUAUAUCUGAAAGGAUUGUUUUGCGAGAGCGGCUGAAGUGUAAUAGCUUUGAAUGGUAUCUGCAGAACGUCUACCCUGACCUGCAUGUGCCAGAAGACAGACCUGGUUGGCACGGGGCGGUGCGAAGUGCUGGAAUCCCCUCUGAAUGUCUGGACUACAACGCCCCGGACCAUAACCCAACGGGAGCUCACCUGUCUAUGUUCGGAUGCCACGGUCAGGGCGGUAAUCAGUACUUUGAAUACACGUCGCAGAAGGAGAUCCGUUUUAACUCUGUGACUGAGAUUUGUGCCGAGUUUCAGGAAGGAAUGACACACAUAGGUAUGAAGCACUGUCCGCGGGAUGGUGCUCCCAGAUCUCCCGGCAGCCUGUGGGAGUUCAGAGAUGAUGGGAGCAUAUAUCAUCCUCAAUCGAACAUGUGUAUCACGUCCUACCGCACAAAAGACGGCCGUGUGGAUAUCCAGAUGAGAAACUGCUCCCCUGGAGACAAAAACCAACGCUGGAAAUUCGAGUGACCUUAACUCCAUGUGAACGUGGACAACGGUGCAAUUAUGUCACUUCGGACACAUGGCUUGUUAUACAUCAAGGAAACGAACAGCCGGCAUAAACACGAGACGCGUUAUCCAUAUAGUGCCUUUGCAAACCAAAGUGGAUGUCGACUUUUAGUGCCAAUGUUUUUUCUUUAUUGUUAGAAAAGUCAGAAGUGGAGAUUAUUAACACAUUGUAGCAAAUUCAACUGUUGGGUUGGACCAGCGUUUCUGUUUACAUUCAUGCACUAUAUGUUAUUAGUAAAUCAUGAUUAGACUCUGCAGUAGCAACCUUGUUGACUGUGCUGCACAGCCAUUUUAUUUAAUUGUUCCAGAAGUGGCAGAUAUCAUGAUGUUUCGAGCGGGUUUGACUUUCAUUAGUAUAUUUUUGUAUUAAUAGGAUCUUUUCACCUUUACCUGUGCAAGGAUUCUUUGGCACACUGGUGUUAAUGGGACUAUACCAGCGUCUUUUUAAGACUUUUAAUUGCCGUCUUUUCCCAAGGGCACGGACACAUCUGCACAACUUACAACAGCAUUCCUAUGGUUUGCUGUUAAGUACACUUCAGUUUAAAGUAGAUUCUGCACUUCAAAGAUGGUGCAAAGUAGUGUUAAGAUAUGUGCUAAAGUCUUUGCACCCCUUUGGGGUUGUGUUAACAUUGCAUUUAACAACCACAUUUGGGGUUACUCAGUGUAACAAUGGUUUUGAAAA
Paramisgurnus dabryanus is the source of this 2847-nucleotide messenger RNA. It is a transcript of the gene galnt4, whose product is annotated as POC1 centriolar protein homolog B (Chlamydomonas), like. Gene Ontology annotation, biological process: protein O-linked glycosylation. Gene Ontology annotation, cellular component: Golgi apparatus. Gene Ontology annotation, molecular function: polypeptide N-acetylgalactosaminyltransferase activity. The record is from RefSeq and is a predicted model, not a curated record. Lineage: Eukaryota; Metazoa; Chordata; Actinopteri; Cypriniformes; Cobitidae.